AAAAUUAUAAAAAUUUACAGAAUCUGCUCCAGCACUUAUUCUAGUAUUACUUGUGGAUAACUGUUAACGACACGUUGAGGCAUAUGGUGCAGUUUAGAUAAUCGAUAGAUAGCUUAUAUCGGUCAUUGCAAAUGCAACUUAAAUGGCUACGUUUGCAAUAACGUUACGCGUUUGGAGAAGAGGACUAAAUUCGUUUUGCAAAAAGCGAAGCACUGCAUCUAAUGCACCAGGAGUAAGGUUCUACAGCGCCUUAAUGAAAGCAGCGAAACAGAACGUAAAUGGCGUGGAUCUGUUUUACCAGCAAACUGGCACUGGGCAGCACGCAGUCAUGCUAAUUCCUGGAGCAUUGGGAAGUGGACAGACAGAUUUUGGGCCUCAGCUGGAGUCCCUGGAUAAAGACCGUUUCACGGUGGUGAGCCUGGACCCCCGGGGAUACGGGAACUCGCGACCGCCGGAGAGAGACUUCCCCUUGGAUUUUUUUGAGCGGGACGCCAAGGACGCGGUGGACCUGAUGCUGGCAUUAAAGUUUCCGCGGUUUUCCUUGCUGGGGUGGAGCGAUGGUGGAAUCUGCGCUCUGAUUGCUGCAGCUCGGAACCCCUCCCUCGUCAGGAAGCUGGUCGUGUGGGGAUCCAACGUCUACGUGUCAGAACAGGAUGUGAAGAUUUACAACGGCCUCAGAGACGUGUCAGCCUGGAGCGCGAGGAUGAGGAAGCCGAUGGAGGACGUGUACGGGGCCCGGGGCUUCCCCAAAAUCUGGGGGGCCUGGGUGGACGGCAUCAGCCAGUUCGCGCAGAGGCCGGACGGAAACAUCUGCCGCGAGCUGCUCCCGCACAUCAGCUGCCCCACCCUGAUCGUGCAUGGAGAGAAGGACCCCGUGGUGCCAGCCUGCCACCCGCAGUACCUCCUGGAGCACAUCCGGAACUCGCUCCUGCACCUGAUGCCGGAAGGAAAGCACAAUCUGCACCUGAGGUUUGCCACAGAGUUCAACCAGCUGGUGGAAGAGUUCCUCUUCGACUGAGGGGUCGAGGCUCAGGGGUGGGUGCCCCCUAGCGGCAGGCUGGAGGAACUGCAACCAUCUCAUUCAUCAGCCAUAUAUUCAGGAGUGCCAAUAUCCUAAGGGGCUAAAUAAAAAAAGAACGCAUUCACGUUCAUUGCCUGAUUCAAUCUGUAGCCACUUGACUAAUCUAGGUCACUCUCAUAAUUAUAAAUAAAUUUGUACCAAGGAA
Molecule: messenger RNA, 1226 nt
Organism: Anguilla rostrata (American eel)
Lineage: Eukaryota; Metazoa; Chordata; Actinopteri; Anguilliformes; Anguillidae
Gene: bphl
Product: biphenyl hydrolase like
Exons: 7
Coding region: 143-1018 (291 amino acids)
Molecular function (GO): serine hydrolase activity
Source: RefSeq, a predicted model, not a curated record